CUCGAGGAAAAUCACAGCGGUAGAGGAACUCGCGCUAUCAGCGCCGAAUUCUCGGUCGUCAGUUCACACGAGCCGCGGUAAAUACCAAUAAAAAUCGCGUUAUAAACCAAGCGCGCACCGUUCAAACGACAUAACAAUCCGAAAUAAGGUGGAAAAAUGGUCGUGCCAAUAGACAGAAUGUCUGCCUUCGAAAAAACAAAAAAGUACGUCGGAAAUAAUUUGAGUGUGGCGGUGAAAUGCAACACGAAAAAGUUGGUGGUCAUCGGGAAUAACUGCAAAGUUGAAUGCGAAGAAAACUUGGGACAAUUAAGGAUCGUCGGUGAUAAUAAUAAAGUUAUAGUUACCAGUGGAAAUGGGGGAAUUGAAUAUAUUGGAAACUGUGGAAAAGUUUGCCUUGGUGAUUCUGUAUUAGAAAAAAACACAACUUUUACAGGAAACAAUAUUAAAAUUAGUUCAAGACGAACCGAUAAAUGUAAAAGUGAUUCUGUUGAAAGUGUUGGUAGUGUUAAUAUUUGUAAUGCCAAUAGAGUUCAUCUAAGUAACACAAGUCUACCUAGCUGCCUUACUAAGAUUACCAAAAUUAGAAAGUAACAUGCAGUAUUUAUUCCUUGCCUCUACCUAGUCUUAAUUAAUUAUUUAUUAUAUUUUAUUUAUUUGUAAUGUAUUUAUGUAUAUGUUUUUAAACCAAAGUUCCUAAAAUAA
Brassicogethes aeneus is the source of this 702-nucleotide messenger RNA. Lineage: Eukaryota; Metazoa; Arthropoda; Insecta; Coleoptera; Nitidulidae. The record is from the annotation of a GenBank genome assembly.